Paramormyrops kingsleyae is the source of this 5054-nucleotide messenger RNA. RefSeq lists its product as uncharacterized. Lineage: Eukaryota; Metazoa; Chordata; Actinopteri; Osteoglossiformes; Mormyridae. Gene Ontology annotation, biological process: protein phosphorylation. Gene Ontology annotation, molecular function: protein serine/threonine kinase activity; ATP binding. The record is from RefSeq and is a predicted model, not a curated record.
ACAAUACUUUCCGUGUUAAGAGCCAGUAAAUAUAUGUCAAGGUGACGAGUGCGGGGGAAAACCAGAAAGUGUACCGAAACCGAUAGCUGCUACAUUACGUGCCAGGAGGCCUCUGGCUCAGUGGCUGCACCUGCAGGCUAAUUCCUCCAGGCUUUGGACAGUGAAAAGAGGAGUCUGGCUUCCAUGACAAACAAGCCACGAGGUGCCAUUGUGCUGAACUUUGUCAUUUUUUAACCCUCCCCCCCCAAAAAAAAAAUAAAUAAAAAAUUUGGCACAACUUACAAUUUAUAACUCUAGUGGUGUGAGAAGCUUGGCCACUACCUACAAACCAUGGGAAACCAUCUGAAUCGCCCCACUGAAGAUCAUAGGGGAAACUGUACGGAUGCAACAUGCCUCGAAAUGAAGGAUUCUGGCUCUCAGGAGGUGGAAACAGGCUGUGAUUCUCAUUUUGCAGAGGACAUUGAUAGACCUGUCAGCCCAGGGGAUGUAAACAAACAUGGCAGUGAGGCGCCCAGCAACUCGUCUUUGUGGUUCGGCAGUGAAAAUGAGCUGGAGCUGAAUAACAGCCAGGUGGCAACAGGUGGGGAUGAUCUGGCCCCUUCAGCUCCCGGCAGCCACGUGGACAGAUUGCACGUGCAGUUGCCGUCAGCUCAGGGAAAGGUCACGGAGGAGGGGGUGUUUGGAGGAGCCGUGAGCCAGCCGGUGUCGGGUUAUAGGGGAACGGAGGCCCGGAUUGGACGGCUAGGUGAUGAGUCAGAUGAUUACUCAGAACUGUGGUGUUCCCCUGUCAAAAGAGGGCCGUCUUCAGACAGCUGGAUAAGCACAAACUGUGACAUGGUUACUUUGGGGGUCCCUGAAUCUUCUACUGCAAUCAGCCAGACCCAAUCUGCCAUGGCCCUCACAGACCAGAGCGAGGAGCUACAGCCAGAUCAGGAGGGCACCAAACCAGCGGAGGAUGUCAACUCGAGCACAUGCCCACAGGAUCAUACCAGGGUGGAAAGCAACCAAGCCUGCCUGGAGAUAGACCUGGACCAGCAGUGGAGGUCCUUUGAGAUGAGAUACCCUGGAACUACUGCUACCUUCACAGGCAGCAUCAUGGAGCCCGUUCCUGGGAUGGAAAGUGCAACAGUGUGGGAGAUGACUGAGGAACGUGAUGACCAGAGGAAGGUGUUUGUGUGCACCAUUGAUGAGAUUUUCAGAGUACCUCAAUACUCCAAUACAGUUCCGGUGCCACAGUGGCCAACGAUGGGUGUUGUCAGAAACUCAGAGGUGACAAAUCACCCCCUGCCAGGGCCUGAAGAUGAGUUCAGGGAGCGACCGACAGGGACGGUCGACAUGGUAACUGAGGAACUCCCAGCCUGUGAGACUAUCUGCCCUGAAAACUGUGGAAAAGGGGAAGAACGUGAGAACCUAUACGUUAGCAUACUGGCGGACCCCUGCGGGCAGGAAGCCCCACCGCAUGAGGCCCCAGUGUCGGGAGAGGAUGGCCAGACUGACAUCAGCUUACCGAGCAUGUCACACUCAACCGGUGACAGUUUCAGUUUUAAAGCUGUGCAUCAGAAGGUUUCCCUAAAUCAGGCUGAUGAGGAUCUUCAUGGAGACCUGCCACAAGUCGAACUCGGCAGUGACGGCCCUACUCCAGAAAAAGAACCGGUGUCAAUUGGAGGUCCCCUGACAGCCGUGACCUUUGACCCCACGGGGACGGAUCCCAUUCAUGGAGUCAGGGCCCUUGGCCAGGAGCUCGCCAGUGUGAUCAUAGUGACGGUUGAGAACCUGAUACUUUCAAAGGAAGACCACGUCGCGUGUCUAACGCUCGACCUCCAUGACGUCUUCUUUCAUGCUGGUUCGUUUUGUCUGGGGGACGUGUACAGUCAGACGUCCUUGGGGCAGGCUAAAAUGGGAAAGACUGAUACUGUUUGUGAUGGUGAAGGACAGCAGAGUGCUGAUAUUUGUCCCAGCGUACCGGAAACAUCUUCAGAAUGCAAGGGGGACCUUAUCUGCCCUGAGGGGACGGUCGUGGCAGCCGCACUGGGGGUACCUGGAACGGGACAGGAGUGUGGAGAAUCUCUGGAGAUACAUGCUAAUUGGGAAAGUUCUGACAGGGCAGGUGGAACCAUGGCAGUGGUGGAGGACGUUACGGUGACAGAAAGCUCCAGCCCAGGGAACGAACAGAAACAUUCCCAAAUCCAAGUGACUCGUUUGACUCAGUGUGAAACAGCCAAGCAUAAGAAUGACCUACUGUGUAGCAGGCAGUUAUCCAGUGAAGAAAAGCGCACCGCUACUUUAGGAGAUAGCCGGCCAGCAGAGCAUAACAGAGAUAAGUCCUCAGGACCACCGACCCAUAAAAGGCCUGAACGUGAAGCGAGUGAAGAGCGACCUCGUAGGGUGAAGGAAGCCUCCAGCGUGUUACGGGACAUCUGGCCAGAGAAGGGCGGGGACACGGGCCUCAGGCUGCUCUGUCUGCUGGGGUGCGUCACGGACGACUGCUCCAUCGUCUGGUCCAAAGAUGGCGCUCUUCUGGCCGGCCAGGAGAGAAGUACAGGUGAUCCCCUCCAGGUCUCGCUCGCCAUUGCAGAGGCCUCUGCUUCGGACCUGGGGACCUAUCAGUGUCUUCUCAGUGGUCCUCAUGGUGAGGCGUCCUCAAGGUUCCACCUGACCGCAGAAGUGCUGAGUGAACUUCUCCCUCCCCACAGCCCUGCACAAGUCAUCAAGGGCAUUAGAGAGGAUGUGAGAUGUGCCCCACUGCUCUUCAGGAAGGACUUCCUCUGCGAGCAGUACUUUGGAGAGCACGAGGCAGCCAGCAUUAUCACCGAGGGGGUCCACUUUGGGGAAGGCAUGCACCGGCGGGCCUUCCGGACUAAGCUCCUGGAUGGCCUGCUGGAGGCCUUCAGGCCUGGACAGCCCUGCGUGCUGAAGGUGCACAACGCCAUCAGUUACGGCACCAAGAGCAGCGACGAGCUGGUCUGUAAGAACUACAGCCUGGCUGUGGAGGAGUGUCAUGCUCAGAACACGGCUCGGGAGUACAUCAAGGCCUACAAAGAGGUGGCAAAAUCAGCGGAGGCUUUCGGGGAAGUUCCCGAGAUCAUUCCCAUCUACCUGGUACACCGGCCCUCCAAUGACAUUCCUUAUGCCACACUGGAGGAGGAGCUGAUUGGAGACUUUGUGAAGUACUCCGUUCGGGACGGGAGGGAGGUCAACCUGACGAGGCGGGAGACAGAGGCGGGACAGAAGUGUUGCGCCUUCCAGCACUGGGUCUUCCACAAGACGGAGGGAAACUUGCUGGUGACGGACAUGCAAGGUGUGGGGAUGAAGCUGACCGACGUUGGCAUAGCGACAUGUAGAAAGGGGUACAGGGGCUUCAGGGGGAACUGUGCCACAUCUUUCAUCGACCAGUUCAGGGCGCUGCACCAGUGUAACCGAUUCUGCACGCUACUGGGCCUGCAGUCCCUGCAACCCACCCAGCCGAAGGCCAGAAGGCCAGGGAACGAGACAAAGCCGACCCUGAAGAAAAAGACAGUGGGCGACCCCCACAAGCCCAGACCCUGAGAAAGCGGGGCCAUGGAACCUGGAAAUUAGGGACAAAUCAAAUGUAUCGUGUUGUUUUCUUUCUUAUACAAAGGAAAUUUUCCAUCAAACUUGCAUCAGUAGGACUUGGAUCCACAAGAUAGAAACACUGUUUUUUUUUUAUUUAAAUCAUUGCUUGGUGCUGAACACUUUAGGUGGCAGCAAGCGUCAUGGGAGAAGGAAAUCCUGCACGGCCUAAUGAAAAACCUCACUAGUGACAGGAACCAGAAAGUGAGUUCUGCUUGGCCUAAUGAAAAACCACACUAGUGACGGGACCCAGAAAGUGAGUUCUGCUUGGCCUAAUGAAAAACCUCACUAGUGACGGAACCCUGAGGGUGAGUCCUUCAGGUAGAGACAACAGGAGACAUGAAAGGCAUGACAAUCUGCUGCCACAGCUUCCCAAAAUAUGAUGGAAAGGACUAUUAUUAUUAUUAUUAUUAGUAGUAGUAGUAGUAAUAGUAGUAGUAGUAUCUUUUUUUACAAGAUAUUUUCCUAUUUUAUUCUGAAUCAGUAAGUGUAAAUAUCCAGUGUAGAACAUAUAGUUCCUGUCAAAAGUUCCUAAGUUUUUUCCUCCGAUGUUUACAUCAUAUUUUUUUCUGUAAAUACUAAAAAAUAACGUAAGUAGUGCCAACACAGUUAAAAUCAAAAGCCACCAUUUGCCUUCAUAAUGGCUUCACAAACACAAGGCAUUCGCUUAAUCUGAGGGCACCCAGAUAUGCAGGAUGCACCCAGAUAUGUAGGAUUCUUGUGAAUCACUUUGCUUUGAUUCUCCUACACAGUUCAUCGCAUAAAAUUCCGAUGGGACUGGAGGCUGUAAUUCACCUCCCUUCUUCUCCAGAUGGUUCUAAUAAAAUUCCGAGCUGUGUUUUAGGUCAUUAUAUGGCUGAACAAUGAAGGACUGCCUAAUUCCCAGAUGGAAUGGAAUACCUUUGAAGUAUACUAUGGCUUAGUCACCAGCAAAGUAACCCCAGACCCCAGAUAUGCUUCCAUACUUGGCAGAGGGAACCAUUUACUCACCCUCUGCAUCUUACAAAUACACAGCAUUUGGAUCCAAGUACAUUAGUUUUGACUUAUUAAUCCAUAAGAGUACCUUCUACUCCUGGUAACAGCCAUACAUAAAGGAUAGAUAAUUAUGGUUUGAGUUUGAAACUGGUGUACCCAAACUUUACACUGGUACUGUAUAUAUAACAUUUAUUUGUGAAUUAUGAUCAUGUAUGCAAUAUGUUGCUUUUGUAUAUAGAUAGUUUUUUGUAAGAGCAGAGUUACGUUAUUAUGUUGUGUUUACAUAUUUGCCAACCAAAUCAUGUGAAAACCCAGGAGGGGCGUCAUUUAGUGUCAGAGAAGGUUGUUUAUUGGGGUGAUGGAUACCACCUAAUAAAUCUUGGGAAGGAAAUUCCCACAGGAAAAUAAUUACUUUUAGGAAUGGUUAUGCAACAAAUAAUUGUAGAUUUGUUUUACUCUUAUAUCUAUAAAAAAAAACAAAACAACAA